AAAAUGGAUUGGGAGCUAUAUAUAUAUAAUAAAAAGAAAAAGCAAAAAUUCAUUUGAAAAGAAUGAUAAAGGCAUUUAUAUGAUUCAAAAAACCUAAAAAUUGCAAAAGAUGCUACAAUUAUGAGCUCAUACAGUCUUAACUUUAGUGAACUUAUACUCAAGGAGCAAAACAAUCAAAAAGUUGUUCAUUAAAUAUUAAUCAUGCUAUCGAUAACUGUAAAAUUAUAAAAAAAAAAUGUUAUUAAUAAAAGAUUUGAAAUAAAAGGAUAGAUUUCAAGAGAAUAAAUUAGGUGGAAGAUGCAUGAUAUAUAGGAUAUAUAUUAUCAUAUUUUUGAAGUAGGAAAAAUAAUUAGAUUAUGA
Molecule: messenger RNA, 360 nt
Organism: Paramecium sonneborni
Lineage: Eukaryota; Ciliophora; Oligohymenophorea; Peniculida; Parameciidae
Source: the annotation of a GenBank genome assembly